UCAGCAAAGAGAUGCUGCGUUCGGUCAAUGAGGGGGAGAACGUCAUCUGUUUUAUGCAUUGAACUAGCUAAGAUAGCUAGCUGGUUAGCCAGAUCAGUAGCCAGCGAGCAAUUAUAUCAAAAUUAGCUCAAACAUAAUUUUUCUCAAACAUUUUUGUGCUUAAACAGCCCGAGCUAUUCAUAGUGCUACAUUGUGUAGGGUGCCAAUCAUGCUUCAAAAAACACACAGUCGGUGCUGGAAAAUGCUUAAAGGGGAUCGUGUUAAGUGGCUAUUUUAGCUGGCUAGUCAACACUAUAGUAGUUAGUGCUAGCUAGCUAACUAGCAAAGCUAGAAUCAUCCACUGACAGUUGAUUCGUUAAAUACCACAUUUGAACAAGGCAGAUAAACCUAAGUAACUUCGAGUCUACAAGAAGGACAAACGUCAAGUGGCUAUUUGGUUUCCUUCAAGAACGCGGUGGCCUGAGCCAUGGGGGCUUUCCUUGACAAGCCCAAGACGGAGAAACACAACGCCCACGGGGCAGGCAACAGCCUGCGCUUCGGCCUGAGCUCCAUGCAGGGCUGGCGGGUGGAGAUGGAGGACGCCCACACGGCCGUGCUGGGGCUGCCCCACGGCCUGCCCGACUGGUCCUUCUUCGCCGUGUACGACGGCCACGCCGGCUCGCGCGUGGCCAACUACUGCUCCAAACACCUGCUGGAGCACAUCAUCAGCGCCAGCCUCAACCCCGCCUCCGCCGCCUCCUCGACCACGCCCACCCCCGAGGCGGGCUCCUCGGGCCCCGCGGGCUCCCUCGCCCCCCCCACCGUGGAGGCGGUGAAGGCGGGCAUCCGCGUGGGCUUCCUGAAGAUCGACGAGCACAUGCGCAGCUUCUCGGACCUGCGCAACGGCAUGGACCGCAGUGGCUCCACGGCGGUGGGCGUCCUCGUGUCGCCCGCUCACAUCUUCUUCGUCAACUGCGGCGACUCGCGCGGCGUCCUCUACCGCAACUCCCACGUGUGCUUCUCCACGCUGGACCACAAGCCUUGCAACCCCCGCGAGAAGGAGCGCAUCCAGAACGCCGGCGGCUCCGUGAUGAUCCAGAGGGUCAACGGCUCGCUGGCCGUGUCCCGCGCCCUGGGCGACUACGACUACAAGUGCGUGGAGGGCAAGGGCCCCACGGAGCAGUUGGUCAGCCCCGAGCCGGAGGUGUUUGAGAUCGCACGCGCCCCGGAGGAUCAGUUUGUGGUGCUGGCCUGCGACGGGAUCUGGGACGUGAUGAGCAACGAGGAGCUGUGCGAGUUUGUGCGCUUCCGUCUGGAGGUGUCGGACGACCUGGAGAGGGUCUGCAACGAGGUGGUGGACACCUGCCUCCACAAGGGGAGCAGGGACAACAUGAGUGUGGUGCUGGUGUGUAUGCCCAACUCUCCCAAGGUGUCUGAGGAGGCUGUGAGGAGAGACGCAGAGCUGGACACCUUCCUGGAGGCUCGCGUGGAAGAGAUUAUAGAGAAGUCGGGUGAUGAGGGGAUUCCAGACCUGGUUACUGUCAUCAGGCACCUCUCCACAGAGAGCAUCCCUAACCUGCCACCUGGGGGAGGCCUCGCUAGCAAGCGCAGUGUUGUUGAAGCAGUGUACCACCGCCUGAACCCUCACAGGGAAGAAGAUGGGAACGGAGCAGACCUGGAGGAACCCUGGUAGCUGCCCCGCAGGUCGCCUGAUCCAAACCCAGGACUCCUUGAUACCCAAGAUCAUUACACUCUCACUACACCUUCCUUCACCCUCCUCGAUACCAAGAGAUCAAUUGUACCCAUCUUUAAAAAACGGAUUUAGAAACCUCCCACCACACACGAACCAACAGCAAGCUGGCUAAAGAAUAGGAACCAUGACAGUAGUCUGGAAUCGAAACAAAAUAUCUACUCGAGAAAUCGAGACCUUAUUUCCUUUGUGUUGCUUUAUUUGUGGUCAUUGUUUUUACGGGCCAGUGAAGAGACCCUAGUUUGGAUAUUUCUGGCCGUCCCUGUAAAACUUUGUGGUGCCUUUCUCCCAUUGGCUGAGGAUGGAGGAUCUAGCAGCCAGCCAGUAAGAGGUCUGGGUCACUGACCCUUCCUGCCCAGGAUCCCAGACCCUAAGCCUCAGCCUCCAAGCAGCUAGCCAGCAUGCCUUCCUUUUCAGACCCCUGGUCCCAGGCCCCUUCCGCCCCAGCCCUGGGCCUCAGGUCCAGCCACAGACCCCCUCAGGCCCACCAGGCUUCUAGGAGGCCUCAGCCACCAGGGCCCUGUCCAGACCUUCGGCCCCGCCCCCCAACCUGGUCCCCCAGUCCCUCCUUCCAGACACAAGGGGAUGGUGGGGACACAGGCUGGGUCAGGGCUGGGUCAGGGCUGGGUCAGGGCUGGCUCAGGGCUGGGUCAGGGCUGGGUCAGGGGGCUUGGCUGUGGCAGAGAUCAGUUUUGGCAUUGGGAUGAACAUUUGUGUGAAAUAUGGACAAGACUGGCUGGCUACAUCAUGGCAUUAGCUACCCGGAUGAGGAGAAGGGUUUCGAGAGUGACAGUUUCUUAUAACUCGCUCUCUCGGCGGAUAACAUUCAGUAGACUCGUCAUGAGAAGAUCAAUCUAUAAAUCCAUACAUAUUUUUUAUUUCUGUUUUUCCAUUCCUGGUAUAGCAAAAUUAUUUAAAAAAAGAAGUUGCCUAAUGCGUGUAUGAACACAAGUGUGCUGUGAAGGAGGACUUGAAGAAGAGGAGUGAAGAAGAGGGCUUGGUGGUGUGCUUGUGAGCGUGUGCACACGCACACACCAUCACCGUGGAGACGGAUGGAAGUCGGGGAUUCUAACGAACCACCAAAGCUCUAACCGCUUCCCUCCCUCCCUCCCCUCCUAUCCUUAAUCAGUACAAACACAGACUCUAAACUUGCCUUUUCCUUUCUCACACCAUAUUUUGUAUGUAAGCGUGGUUUUUGUUUUAGCGGGGGGGGGAAAAGUCUAGGCAAUGACGAUGAACAGUUUUAUUUUUUCAAAUGCUGUGUAACUUUAAUAGUGUUUAAUGGCUGUUCCAUUUGCAUUCUUUUACAUUCUAAAAUAUGUCAGAUAUAUAUAUAGUCAUAUAUAUAUAUAUAUCUGUCAUGAUUAAAUGCUUUGAAGAUGUCAAAGUAGUCUGAAGGUCAUGGAUCCACUGAGCCCGUUUGUCAGCAAAGUGUCUCAGGAGGGGAAAUGCCCUAAAGCACUGUGUCCCACACCAGUCUGCCUCAGUCCAGUCCGCUCCAGAGAACCAUUAGUCCAAAUUUCAGGAGCCUCAAAAGUACAACGCUUAGUAUGUGGAGAAAAACACGCCCCUGUGCCCUCUUAACAUUUGCAGUCUAUUGACCAGACAGUGGAGUGCUCCAAACCCACUUGGAUCCCGGGCCAGUGGGAGGAGGUGAAGAGUGGGCCAGGAGAGCUGUGGUUAGGUACCUGACCCUGCCUGGCACAGUUCUACUGGCACACAAGCUUCUGGUGCCAUAUGACCAUUAGGUACUUGAAUGUUGUGUAUGUAUUAUUAUUAUUUUUUGUACUUUCUUUUGCAGCAACAGCUUUGCUUUUCAUGAGGUUUUGUAUAUUUUUUUUGUAGUGUGCAUGUAUUGUGUUGGAGUGCAGGCGGGUGAUGCAGGUGGGUGAUGCAGGCGGGUGAUUCAAUAGGGUGAUUCAGGCGGGUGAUUCAGGCGGGUGAUGCAGGUGGGUGAUUCUGGAGGGUGAUGCAGGUGGGUGAUUCUGGAGGGUGAUGCAGGUGGGUGAUUCUGGAGGGUGAUGCAGGCGGGUGAUUCUGGAGGGUGAUGCAGGCGGGUGAUGCAGGUGGGUGAUUCUGGAGGGUGAUGCGGAAGGGGUACUCCAUAUUCAUGGGGAUGUUUAAGCUAUAGCAGACACUGGGAGGGAGGGGGGAGGUGAGGGGGGGGGGGGGGGGGUGAGGGAAGGGGAGCUUUAUUUGAAUGUAAUUCACCUUCAUACACUACUACGCUGCACAGACAAAAAAUAGAUGCUUUUUCCCCCCUUGUGGUCAUUCAAUGACAACCUUUCCUUGCAUUCAUUUAGGUGAAAUACACAAUGAGCACCAAAUGUCCUUUGACUGAUUCACUGUUAUUUUGGUUCUGUACUGGAGCAAUUUGAGUUUGAUAGGGUACAAUAAAGUGCCAGUUUAAAAUGUGUUUCAUUUAAGGGUAUGUCUAUAAAUAUCUAUGAAGCAUUUAGAAAUUAUAUAAAAAUAGCACUUCUUUACGUAGUCCAUCCAUUUUUAGCUCCGUAGCCUUUUAAAAUGGUAAUAAAAGUAAAGGUGCAUUUUCUCUGCAUGCAAGAACUACCUGAAGUUUGCAAUCCAUAGACAUAAGACACUUUGUUACAUUAUGCAAUUACUCUCUUUCAAGCCUUUACUGGAACUAUGUUUAGUUCCUAAACUCUCCAGGCUUGUUCACAUUUACAUGUUAUUCAUUUAACUGACACUUUUAUCGAAAGCCGCUUACAAAUGAUGCAUAUAGUAAGUCAACAGCUAAUCGAGAACCAGAAGUACACUAUUCUAACAGUAUUUACGUGUUCAGUGCCAAGGAACUGUCUGUAUUUGGUGAACAAGAGGGUGCACAAACGUCUCUUCUCCGGUAUAACAGUGCAGUCAUAACAAUAAACAUCUCAAGUGCAACUUCGUGAAAAAAAACAUGUAGGUACAGUUUACAAGACAGUACUACAACAAGAUCUCAGAUGCAAUACUUUUUGGGUAACUAUAAUCUAUGUUUAGGUUAACUCACUAUAGUAAUAUAAAAACAUAGUAUUUGUAUAUUAUAUCUUACUUGGUUUUCCAUAUUAAACUGGCAGUGUUCACACUUAACCUCAUAGUCAUUGCAUGUCAAGUACAACAUGAUGGAAGCCGAAAUUGGCACCGAAAGUGGAACUGUACAAGGACUUUUGGUGCUCAGUGUAAAUGCCAAAUAUGUAUGGAUACAUGAAAUUUCCCAAUGCAUUUAUUGUUUUGGGUGUAUAUUUAAAUCCAACUUGUGUUGAUAUGAAGACAUUAAUGAACCUUCCCAUUAUUAUUAACUGUAAGAAUUAGCUUGACUGCAAACGAGAUUUGUGAUAAGAAUGAUUCUGCGAGCUUUGAGGUAGGAGUUUAACCCAAGUGAUUUUAGUGAACUAGUAAAAGAAAUGUCCUUAGAAAUUUGUAAGAGUAUCUUACUAUAGUCUAUUAUAGUAACAGUUUUAUUUAUUCCUGAUUUUAACCUUUUUAAAAUAAGUGCUGUAUUUUGAGCGGUAUGAGAUUAUGAUGUGUGUGGGUUUUGGUAUCUGUAAAUCCCACCUCUUCUGCAGGGUCAUCUGUGAGAUUGACAGGGUCAGCGUUCAGGGGUCAUCUGGGGUUUGGCCACACCUCCUUGUAUUGAUAGUUCCCAGUAUGAUAUUGUGAUGUUUCAGACCAUACAAUGAACAUAAUAUUCAAUAAAAGAUGGAUACGUUUA
Messenger RNA from Hypomesus transpacificus, 5438 nucleotides. RefSeq names its product protein phosphatase, Mg2+/Mn2+ dependent, 1Ba (gene ppm1ba). The transcript is spliced from 6 exons. Lineage: Eukaryota; Metazoa; Chordata; Actinopteri; Osmeriformes; Osmeridae. Gene Ontology annotation, cellular component: cytosol; nucleus. Gene Ontology annotation, molecular function: protein serine/threonine phosphatase activity; magnesium ion binding; manganese ion binding. Gene Ontology annotation, biological process: positive regulation of canonical NF-kappaB signal transduction; protein dephosphorylation; positive regulation of canonical Wnt signaling pathway. The coding region runs from base 467 to 1672 and encodes 401 amino acids. The record is from RefSeq and is a predicted model, not a curated record.